GUUUGAUUAAUGUGCAAGUUAAUUCGGCUAUCCAUUGAAUACGUCUUCAAAAUAGAAAUGUUAUAUCAACACCAUUUUCUCAAAAAUGGCGGGAAAUUUAUUGUUCUUAUUCGAUUAUAUAUGUUCUUUUCAAAAAUUUAAAAAAUUAAUAUUUAAGGAGAAAUUUCCCAGCUGAAAAAUAGACAUAAUUUUGAAUAAGGCAAUAACUAAGACUCUUUCUUUUGGAAUAAUUUGUUUCUUCGCAUUUCAUACAAGGACUCAUAAUGGCAAUGGUCAACAAAGCAAGUCGGUUCUGAAGUCUGAACUGAAAGUUUACGCAUACGGCAUGAGAGAGUUACAAUGCGUAACAGAGUCACAGCAAUUACAAGUAAAGGUACAGCUGAUAAGUAUCUACAACAACACAAGUAAAGAUUUCAGACAAGAUACAACAACAGGAUAAAGAUUUUAAGAGAACUACGAAAACAAAGAUAGAAGAAUCAGAUUAAGCUUUCUAGGCUGCAUUAUCCAUCAAAAAGAGGUCGACUGUCAAAUCAACAACUCAGAGCCCAGUGCAUAUUCAUCAUCUUUUUCUAUCUUUAGAUUCAAAUCGCCAAUUUAAUUCAAAAAACACAAUACCAAUACAAAAAUAAAUAAGAUCCUCAGAGUAUAAAUGCUUAUAGCGUUUCAUCAAUAUAAAUCAGGUCUCAAAGAUUUCAUGCCAUCAUAGGAUCCUCAAAGAAACAAGGAAAAAAAAACAAUUAGAUAUAGCACGAGCUUAUUCGCUAUGCCUGUUUUUUACAUAGGCGAAGCGACUCAACGCCCCUGCUUAAAUUUAUCGCCUCUCGAUUCAUCCGGUAGAAAUUUAAAAUUCUACAGGAAAAUCCAGUAGAGAGGCGAAUCUAAGCACGUAACCAAAACAUUUUUUAAGAUGAAAACUAACAGCAAAUAUACACAAACAAGAGAUCGUAUGAAUGUUUACAUCUCUCGCCGGCAGUGUUUAGUAUAUAUACAUGGGGAUGUUAGAAAUUAGGGUUUUCUAGGCUGUAAACUUCAGAAACGAUGGGUCAGAUUAAUUGGCCUUUUAAUUCGUUACAGGCCUGCCUUGAAGAAAGCCCAUUAGUUUUCAUUUCGGGGAGGUCUUAUUUCACAGUGGACGUGCUUACUCCAAACCGGAUUAUUAAGUACCACAAACAAUCUAAUGAUACUCGACUUGAUUCCACCGCUUCAAACACCUCUUGAAAAUAAUGUAUUCAACUCAGAGUUUUAGGUAAUUUGUAUUAAAAUGACAAAUCUAUUGUUAUUCAGACAUAAAUUUUAAAAUUUAUUUAAAUCCUAAUGUUAUUGAAUUUAACAUUUCGUAGAGUGCUCUAAAAUCUAUUGUUAUUGAAAAUAUUUUAAAUUGUGAAGUUUUAAAGUUUUCAAGUGAUUUAGUGUGUUUCUUAGUUAAAAAAAAUUAAAACUCAAAUCUUAUAUUUUUAAGUUAUAUUCUACAGUGGUUUAACACAUAAAUCUCUACAAUUUAUUGAAAUCAUCUAAAACUCUAAAGUCAAAUCACUUCAAAUGUUAUAUUAAUACAUAACCCCCUAAGUAUGUUAAAUAGUUGUUUCAACAUUUACGAUAUUGAAUCAAGAGAAGAAAAAAAAAUGCAAAGAGUUAAAACAAAAACUCCAAAAGCAUGAAAAUUAAACAAACAGAACACACAAAAGAGGAAACUGUGUGGUAACCAAACCUCUAGAUGCCUAAAACUAAAAAUCACUUUUUAAAUAUGGUUUAGGUUUGAGAGGCUCACGUUCAACCAUAUUCUAGGUUUUGAGAUAAUAAUGACACUUUUAUAAAUCUCCAUUGGUUGAAAGGAAAGUUUUAAUUGAGAUACGAGGAGAUAAUUGUAAAUAAGAAAAGAGUUAGAAUAACAAUAAUUUAUUUAACAAGAUAAUUUAAUAUCAUGUAUAAAAAUGCGAUUCAUUGAUUCGUGUUCCUCUCUCCACACCAUUUCUGACACCUAAUCUCUCCCACCUCCUUCUCCGUUCCGUUCCGUUCCGUUCAACAGUCUCCCCCGUUAAAGGUAAAAUUAAACAAUAACCACCACUCGGUUAUCGUCUUUCCGGUUUACUCAUCGCCUGAUUUACGAUUCUCUGAUUUGAUCCGAUCGGUCAAAGAUUAGAUCAAACCGAACCAAUAGUCGCUGAGACCUGACCGGCGAUUAAUGAACUCCACGUCGAAUCAGUUACUUCAGCCGACGACGAGCCCUACCUCCGACCUCUCUCGCCGGAAACGGAAGACAAAAUCGCCGCCGCUGGUACCUCCCUCUCCAUCGACGAAAUGGAGAUCGGAGAAGCAGCAACAGAUCUACACCACGAAGCUUGCACGUGCCCUAACAAAGCUUCGAAUCGCUCAACCAUCCUCCUCACACUCUUCGCCUCCUCACGGCGGCAGAGCCGUCCGCGAAGUCGCCGACAGAGCCUUGGCGGUUACGGCAAGAGGCAAAACACGGUGGAGCCGAGCGAUACUAUCCAAAGCCGUUAAACUCAAAUUCAGGAAACACAAACGUCAGAGAAUCUCUAAUUCGGUUUCGUCUCCGGCGAUCACCACCGGGAGUCUCCGGCCAAAGACACAGACAGCGACGGUUACGAGGGUUAAAGCUAAAGGUAUGCCGUCUGUACAGAGGAAGGUGAGAGUGCUGAGCCGGUUAGUUCCGGGUUGCCGUAAACAGACGUUACCGGUGGUUUUGGAAGAAACGACGGAUUAUAUAGCUGCCAUGGAGAUGCAGAUUCGCGCCAUGACGGCUAUUCUCUCCGCCGUCAGCUCUCCGACAGGUCAUGAAGGGGGACAAACACAUGUGCUUGGUUAGUUGGGCCAAACUGUCUUUCUUUUUUCUUAUAUAAUUUUUUUAAAAAAAAAACUGUUUCUCGUUAUUCUUCACUGUAUUGCUUUCUGUUUGAAUAUUUUACAAAUCUAUGUCGUCAUGUAUAUCCUUUUUCUUGACUUCUAUUGCAAAGACUAGUGCCACACGAAAGGAGGAAAGUGAUUGAGCUCUGUAAUAAAUUUCAGUUUCUUGAUAAUCGUGUGGUAUUUCUUAAUCAAGAUUGCUUCACAUGA
Messenger RNA from Brassica rapa (field mustard), 3075 nucleotides. RefSeq names its product transcription factor bHLH147-like. The record is from RefSeq and is a predicted model, not a curated record. Lineage: Eukaryota; Viridiplantae; Streptophyta; Magnoliopsida; Brassicales; Brassicaceae. Gene Ontology annotation, biological process: regulation of DNA-templated transcription.